Molecule: messenger RNA, 396 nt
Organism: Tetrahymena thermophila SB210
Lineage: Eukaryota; Ciliophora; Oligohymenophorea; Hymenostomatida; Tetrahymenidae
Product: transmembrane protein, putative
Exons: 1
Source: RefSeq, a predicted model, not a curated record
AUGAAUAAAUAGCCCUGGUAUUAAAAUUAUUUUAUGUAUAUUAUGGAUGAGCAGUAUCAAAACUGUUAAAGUUGUUAUUUUCACUAUUGUUAAUUAAAUAUCCAACUGAUUUAAUUUCGUUUCCGCUCUUUAUUUAAAUAUUAGAUUACAUACUUGUAAGUUUUUUAGUGUUUAAUUAUUUUAGUUCUAAGUUUUUUCCACUGUUUUUUUUACUUAUGCUUCUCCUAAAAUUUUUAUUCAACAAUGGAAAUGGAGAAUUUACAGCUGUCUGAUUUGAAAUAUUUUAAAUGGUUCCAGAUUUUUGAUAUUAAUUGGCUUAAAACUCAUAAUUCUACUAAUAACUCGAAUUGCUUUUCUUUCUUAUAUUAAAUUUCUACUGGUAAUUAUCCUAUCUGA